AGCAGGAAUAUGUUGCUAUUUUAAAGCUGUCUUUGAGAGUUUGCAAAUAUAAUUCACAAUUUUUAUGAAAUGUUUUGCUUUUCAGUUAAAGUAUUUUUGAAAGAUAUCUCUGAAAAAUUGUGGAGUUGUAACCUAAAGACAAAUUCAUCGAUAUUUUUAAUGAAGUCAUGACCCUUGUUAGGGGGGUUUCCACUUUGAUCUCACACAUUUACUGUUUUCCUGUUUGUUUAUACUCUUUUAUUUAUCGUCUUCUUCGAUUCAUCUCUAUCAAAUUAAGAAGGAGAAAUGCGAGAGAGAUUUCACACAGGUUCCACUGACAUUAAUUGAUGCAGCAGCUUAAAUUCGUCGUCAACUGCCUUGACAUUCAAUACUUAAUAUUCUUGUGUGUUUCUCACGCGUUCCUAUUUACGAUGGAUUUGCGUUUCGACUUGAUUGUGAUCUUUCUAAUCUUCGAUGUGACCUCUGUUCCAGUCACAGAUAAUGGCCCGAAGAAGAACUCAAAUAAAAUUCAACUUAAUUUAGGAAUUUCAAACAAUUAUUUACUCCAACAGUUAAACGGCAAUGAAAAUAGAAACGCAUUCCAGUUUCUAAUGCUAUCUAGCCUACACGCUUCUAAUUCUAUCUACAAUCCCUUUUUAAAUUCUAAUAGUCUUAAGUUCUUUCAAGAGUCAGAUAGCAAUGAAAAUAAAAACUCUUUUCAUUUACUUGAUUCUAAUUCUACCUAUAAUUCUUUUUUAAAUUCUAACAAUUCUUUAUUGAACUCUGUUAAAAACUAUUCAAGAGUUGACGUCUCUAGUUCGUCAAUAUCACCUAUAGAUGCAUUUGCACCAAUAGAUACGCUUAAUAGGUCAGUUGAGAACUCGUCUUUCACAAUGUCCAAUCCAGUAAAAACAAUAUCAGAACGUAAAUGCCAGGAAUAUGUAAAAGAAAUUACUGGCUUCACCAGGACAUCAUUGCCGACUGGUCCAUCAUCGGUCGAGUUAAUUAAAGAAUUCCUCGACAUGGUUCUCGUGAUAGGUGGCACGGAGGCUCGGAGAGGCGAGUUCCCUCACAUGGUCGCUCUGGGUAGAUUCAAUUCCGACAAGUUCAUUCUGAUGUGCGGCGGCACAUUAAUUUCGCAUAUUUGGGUACUUACCGCUGCGCAUUGCACUUAUGGGACAAACGGUGGUCCAACUCACGCAAAGAUAGGCUUCCACAGUUUAACGGACGAAGCAGGCAUCACGGUUGCCGUCAAACACGGUAUAAGACAUCCGGAUUAUAAUCCAUCCACAUUCUAUGCCGACAUAGCUCUAAUACAACUUAUGAAUGCCAUCACGUUUAACACAUCCAUUCGACCUGCGUGUCUUCAUCAGAAAUAUAAUAUCGAAUCUAGAAAAGCUUGGGUUACUGGCUGGGGCGUAACUGAAUUCAGCGGAGAGGUGAGCAAUCAACUGCAAGUAGCUCAUUUGGAUCUGAUAGAUAAUUUAUUAUGUACACAACAGCACAACAUUUCCCAAGCAAUUCCGUCCGGUAUUGCACCGACUAUGAUCUGUGCUGGCGAUAGUAACGGCAAGCGAGACUCUUGCCAAGGAGAUUCCGGAGGUCCUUUGCAAAUAGUCCAUCCUGACUUCAAACGUUUUUUCCAAGUGAUCGGUAUCACUAGUUUUGGUCAGGGUUGCGCGGUAAUUAAUGUUCCUGGAGUUUAUACCAGAGUAUCCCAUUAUCUUUCAUGGAUCGAAAAGAAUGUCUGGCCAGAGGAACAAUAUAGCGGCUCUUCGAAACAGGAUUCAAACAAAGUUCGACAUAAUUUGGAUAUUUUGAAUAAUCCUUUCUUACAGCCGUCAAAGGACAACGAAAAUGGAAAUCCAGUCUUGUUAAAUGACUUUGCAUCACAGGCUUCUGAUAUAGUCUUUCCCGAUAAUAACUACAACUACAAGUAUCACUAUCCCAUUCCUAAUAGUAACAACAAUCCAUUCCUGCAAACUAAUAUUGCAUCAGAGGUUCCCGAUAUAAUUUUUCCUGAUUAUAUAUAUUACUAUAAUACACCAACACCUAGUACACCAUUACCUAAUAUACCAAUAUUUACUAAACCAGUACCAUUGGAUAAUGAUUUUACAACAUCUCCUACGCCUACUCCUCCUACAACUGAUCCUUUAAUCUCAAAAGUACCAUAUUCUCAAGAUCUGCUACCCAUGAGAGCAAUGGUAUCAGAACAAAAAUGCGAGGAAUAUGUGAACGAAAUUGUGAGUAAUGCUCCGGUAACACCUUCGACUGGUUCAUUUUUGGACGACCUUGGUGCAUGUGCGACUACAUACAGUUUAAUUACCUACGGAAUCACGGUGGUCGGUGGCGUCUCGGCUCGGAAAGGCGAGUUUCCUCACAUGGUCGCACUGGGUAGACUUGAUUCUGAUAAGUUCAAUCUAAUGUGCGGUGCCACACUGAUUUCGCAUACCUGGGUACUUUCCGCUGCGCAUUGCACUUAUGGGCCAAAUGGUGGUCCAACACACACAAGGAUAGGUAUUCACAACUUAACAGAAGAUACAGGUGUCACAAUUGCGAUAAAAAAUAUGAUAAGACAUCCGGAUUAUAAUCCAUCCACAUUCUAUGCCGACAUAGCUCUGAUACAACUUAUGAAUGCCGUCACGUUUAACGAAUCCAUACGACCUGCGUGUCUUUUUCAGCAAUAUAAUACCGUACCUAAACGAGCUUCCGUUAGUGGCUGGGGCAAUACUGAAUUCAGUGGAGAGAUAAGUAAUACAUUGCAAAAGGCUACAGUGGAUAUAGUAGACAAUUUGUUAUGUACGACAAAGUACAACAGUUUUACAAAAGUUACGGAUGGCAUGACAUUGAAUAUAAUUUGUGCUGGCGAUUCUCGUGACUGGGCCAAGGACACUUGUCAAGGAGAUUCCGGUGGUCCUCUGCAAGUAAUACAUCCUAAUAAUUCUUGCAUCUAUCAAGUGAUAGGUAUCACCAGUUUUGGUCAAGGCUGCGCAACGUUGGACGUCCCUGCAAUUUAUACUAGAGUGUCUAAUUAUCUUCAGUGGAUCGAAAAAAAUGUUUGGCCUGAAGGAUCGUAAUUAAUUCGACUUUUACGAAAGACGUAAAAAAAACAUUUACAAUAUCGUACUUUACAAAUAUUAUACAAUUAAUCACUAGUUAAUUGUCAAAUAACUAAUCAAUCAAAUUUAUUUGAAAUUUAAGUAAUUUAUAGUAUUUGCAAACUUUUCUGUAUACAUAUACAGAGAAAAAAAUUUCAUUGACAUAAGUAUUCUUACUUAUUUGAUUGAAAAUUGUUUCACUGAAAUGCUUAUACAAAACAUUAUUGUAGAGUCUCCGUCAUUUAUUUUGAAGUCUUCGCGCUUUACGUUUCCGACGUAGUGUGUAUACGCAUAUCCGGAUACGAACAUCGAUAGUUCGUUGCAAUCAAACUAAUAAAAAUGUCCAAUUAAAAUAAUUCAAGGUUAAAAAAUAAUUAAAUGUCUAAUUAACAAUAAUUGUGAUAAACGUAAGAAUUGCGCGUUUGCUCCCUGUGUUAAAAAUCUAGAUUCGAAUCCAUCCAGAAUAUAUCACCCAAAUUUUUAAUUGAUUACUUUUCGGAAAACAAUGUCAAAUCAAUUUAAAGUAUUUUAUAAUUUAAAAAAUUAAAUUAAUAUUAAUUAUUUGUAAAGCCAGAUAUUAAUGUCCUUUUUACUUCAAUUGCUUGUAACCGGACACUAAACAGGAGACUCCAAAACCGGAUUGUCCAGUUGAAAACUGGACAGUUGACAUUACAUGCACGACGAGUUUUCGACGAUGGACGGAACUUAUAAGACAGAAAUCCGUCAAACCGAAGGAUUCUUGUAACGCGAGCAAUAAAAAAAUACGUAAAUAUGGUUAUAUGUAUAAAUAUGUAAAUAUACUAACGUAAUAAAAUUGCUUAGUUAUUUGCAUAA
Messenger RNA from Solenopsis invicta (red fire ant), 3911 nucleotides. RefSeq lists its product as uncharacterized. The transcript is spliced from 10 exons. NCBI's taxonomy places the organism in Eukaryota, Metazoa, Arthropoda, Insecta, Hymenoptera, Formicidae. Bases 327 to 3056 code for a protein of 909 amino acids. Gene Ontology annotation, biological process: proteolysis. The record is from RefSeq and is a predicted model, not a curated record. Gene Ontology annotation, molecular function: serine-type endopeptidase activity.